AUGAGCAAUCAUACCGGCCAGGACCCUGCUGCUACUGCUGCCGCAGCUCCAACCAGCGGCACCUUUCAAAUCCACUACUUCGCCUCCGCCGCCUCAUACACCAAGAAAGCAACCGAGACGCUCCCAGCGCCGCUACCGCUACGACGGCUGUUCCGCGUACUGGAGGAGAAGUACCCGGGGAUCCGGGACGCGGUGCUGCGGAGCUGCAGUGUGAGUUUGGGGUUGGAGUAUGUGGACGUGAAUGAUGAUGACGAACAUGACGAUGGUAGUGGGAAUGAGAGUGGGGUUGUUAUUCAGGUUGGUGAUGAGGUGGGGAUUAUUCCGCCGCUGCAAAAGCAGGCUUGGUAUCUGAUCUGA
Messenger RNA from Rasamsonia emersonii CBS 393.64, 357 nucleotides. RefSeq names its product Molybdopterin synthase sulfur carrier subunit. Lineage: Eukaryota; Fungi; Ascomycota; Eurotiomycetes; Eurotiales; Trichocomaceae. Bases 1 to 357 code for a protein of 118 amino acids. Gene Ontology annotation, biological process: Mo-molybdopterin cofactor biosynthetic process. The record is from RefSeq and is a predicted model, not a curated record. The transcript has 2 exons.